CUUUACCCUUAGCAACUAUACUACACUAAUAUAUAUAUAUUAGUAAUAGUAAAGAUAAUCAUAUACUCCCUUUUCUUCUUCGUCUUCUACUUCUUCAUUAAAUGGUUAUAUUCAAAUUAAUUCAAAAAGAAUAUAAUCAUGAUGCACAAAUUAUAUUUAUAUGGAAAUUACAAAAACUUACUCAUAUAUUAGAAUAUGAGGAUAUUUUAAAGAAACUACAUGAAUUAAAUAAUUUCAAAUAUGAAGAUUAUAUCAUUCAAUGGAAUUAUAAUCAUAAUCUGUAUCAAAUUACAAAUACAGAAGAUUUAAAAAAUGCACUCAAACAAUUAUAUCGUAAAUAUAUCAAAGAUCGAUGUAUCCGAUUUCAUAUUACACCAUUAUCAUAUUAUCAUGAAUAUGGACCACCGCCACCGUAUGAAAUUACUUCUUCUUCUUCAUUAUUAUAGUUUGUGAAUAAUUCUAUAUAUAAAUAAAAAAAGAAAAUUAAAUCAUACAUAAA
Molecule: messenger RNA, 499 nt
Organism: Schistosoma guineensis
Lineage: Eukaryota; Metazoa; Platyhelminthes; Trematoda; Strigeidida; Schistosomatidae
Source: the annotation of a GenBank genome assembly